Molecule: messenger RNA, 713 nt
Organism: Colletotrichum navitas
Lineage: Eukaryota; Fungi; Ascomycota; Sordariomycetes; Glomerellales; Glomerellaceae
Exons: 1
Coding region: 81-656 (191 amino acids)
Source: RefSeq, a predicted model, not a curated record
UUUUUUUUCUUUUCAUUCUCACUUGGAUAUCAUGGCAUACCUACCUUUACACUAGGUAGUGUACAUGCUGCAAGCGAGUUAUGGCCUCGCGAGACAAUCUACUUUCCAGUCAUGUUCAUCGCGUGGAAACUUGUAUAGCCGGCUCUCGAGCAUUCACCCUCUCCUGGUCGCCUCUUCUAGGCCCCUCCCGUUUCCGCAUCGUGCGCCCAUGUGCUGCUGCCCGCAUGUCCACCCAUAGCAGACGGGAUCCUGGAGAAAUGGCAUCACCUGCGCGGCAGGCUGAAAAGGAGAGGGGUGUCAUGGUGGUGUGCACCAAGUCAAAAGACAACACUUGCAGGGAUUCGCAUGGUCCAUAUCACAACAGCUCGGCCAAUGGCCCGCCGAGACGGCCCCUCAUCACUGGCCAAGUUGCCAGGGGUCAUGACAUGGCCACCCACUGGCGGGACAAGGAGCAAUGCAUGCUGCGCUUUUGCCGACCGUGUCACCACCACCUCUCCAGUCUCCUCCCAUCGUCAAUCAUGGGCCGCCAUGCUGCUCUAGAUCUAUUACUGUUGAUAGGCACGGAGAGGUGGUAUAUUGCACGCAUGCCUACAUGCAGCGGAGUCGGCGACGGAGGAGCAACGACUGGAAGACCCAGACCUUUGGACUGGGCCUGAUAGACCAGGUAGACAAGGGUGGUAUCCGUACCUCAUCCAGCAUCAAUCAACAUCCCU